AGCUAAGCUAGCGGCUAGCAGCUAGCACUUAGCUCGACAGCGUCAACGGGAACUGGACGAAACAGACUAAUCUGGCGAAGGGAGUGAUACGAGGGCAGUGGCUGCAUUGAUAUUGACAAAAAGGGUUAGAUGAGAGGCUGUCCGUCUAAACUAGCACCGGUGUUGACGCUGUAAACGCGUUGUUCGGUUGUUUUGUUGUUUUGUCACGGCAGACAUUUAGGAGCUGCUGUUAGCCCGUUAGCCUGUCAGCUAGCGCUUCCAACCGAGGCAGAGGAAAAGUCCAGUUUUGAUUAUUUUUUUUUUCGUACCCGAGGAUCACCACUCAGCUGUGGCACUAUGACGUCAAGGAAGAAAGUACUACUCAAAGUCAUCAUCCUCGGAGACUCUGGAGUUGGAAAGACCUCGUUGAUGAAUCAGUAUGUGAAUAAGAAGUUCAGCAACCAGUACAAAGCCACAAUAGGUGCUGAUUUCUUGACGAAAGAAGUCAUGGUGGAUGACAGACUUGUCACAAUGCAGAUUUGGGACACAGCAGGUCAAGAGAGGUUCCAGUCUUUAGGUGUAGCGUUCUACCGUGGAGCGGACUGUUGCGUCCUGGUGUUUGACGUGACUGCACCCAACACCUUCAAGACCCUAGACAGCUGGAGGGACGAGUUCUUGAUCCAGGCCAGCCCACGAGACCCGGAGAAUUUUCCCUUUGUGGUGCUGGGCAACAAGAUCGACUUGGAGAAUAGACAGGUAACAACCAAGCGAGCACAGGCUUGGUGUCAGAGCAAGAACAACAUCCCAUAUUUUGAAACCAGCGCUAAGGAGGCAAUCAACGUGGAGCAGGCUUUCCAGACUAUUGCACGCAAUGCUCUCAAACAGGAGACCGAAGUGGAGUUGUACAACGAGUUCCCUGAGCCAAUAAAGCUGGACAGGAACGAGCGGGCCAAGCCGUCAGCCGAGACCUGCAGCUGCUGAGGACUCUGAAGAUCUUCAGAGGGUCAUCAUUGCCCUCACUUCCCUGUCUUGCCUUGUCUAUAUAUCCCCUUUCCCGUGGCCCACUGUGUUAUUCCUCAACGCCCAACAUACAAGCAGCAUCCCACUCAUAGAGUAUACUACUACACACACAAACAUGCUGCAGUCACGUCCUUAUGUAUACAAAACACACAUUUUCUAUAAAAAUACGAGUCUCCAAGCCCAAAGAACAGUUAAAGGAAACAUUGUGGCAUUUACUUGUACGAUGCUUAAUACUUCCCAGUGUUUCCCCUUGUACUCUUUCAGCGCAGCGGUGGUUCGGGCUAAUCUUGUUUUUGGUUCCCUGUGUGUCGCUGCUUUCGCGCCCAGUUUUUGUUCCAAUGACUUUUAUUUGGAGACAUUAAGUGGUAAAACGGUGCAUUACUUCAAUACACGUUUGUGUUCUUGAUUUAAGUUAGACAAAGUAAUGUUCUUCUUCUUUUUUUUUUUUUAAAUCAAAUUUACAGUGGCAGUGGUGGUGACCUCUUUAUUUUCUUAGCCCGCCACUGCUGCACGAAGAGGAAACACUGCUCCCCUCAUUUUAUUCAUUUGUGUUGUGGCUUAAAUUAGUUUCACUCUUAUACACUUGUUACCAUGGUUUCACUUUACCUCAUAUAAAAAAAAGAAAAAAAGUAAAUCGUGAUACUUAAGCAGAGGGUCAUGUGUGUAGGUGCACAUGUGGAUCACAUUAAUAUGCUGCCUGCUGAUUCUUGUCAAUUGGCAUAGGAUUGAGAAGUCCAUCAGACAAGUGUGUACAGUUUUUUUUUUUUUUUCUUUCCUUGCACUUUUUCUGUCAUCCUCAGUAACCGAAGACUUGUUGAGACAUCUCAUAUUGGAGCCACAAUAAAUGUAGUUGUAGCUCAGGUUGGGGACAUCAUGCGAACACAGACUCAGUUUCUUGAUGUAAGUGCUGUUCCUCCAUUGCGAAAAUGAAGGUUUGUCUUGUAACCUAUUAUUCUUGAUACAACAUUUGACAUGGGAGCGCAUCAGACCGAGACAGCAUGUCAAUCUACCUGAUGGUUCUGGAGAGAUUCUUUUCACGUAUAAAAACAUCAUCCAUAACUGAGUACUAUUAGCUAGUACAUUUCUUAUUACUGUCAACUAUUGCAAGACUUUGUAUAUUUGCAGACCUCUCAAUCAUUGUGCGGAGGAGGCAAAAACGUUGUGUUGUAAAUCUCCAUAUCUGACUUCGCCAGUUGCUCGUGUUGGCAAACGAUUAAGUGCUUGACAUUCUUUUAACCGAUCAGAUCUUUACCUGUCUGUUCGUAUUCUGUUAAAACUUUGAAAUGCUUUAUAGAUUACGAGAUAGCAUACAUACUGUAACUCUGAAAGACGAAAAAAAAAUGUGUGUGGGGAGGGGGGGGUAUUGGCAUUCGUCAUUAUUAUAUUAGUAUGAUAAAUGCAUAGCAUCUACAUUGUUUCAAAAAUGUCUUUGCGUUUCAAAUAAUAAGGGUAAUAAAAAUCUUGAAUAAA
This is a messenger RNA of Mugil cephalus (flathead mullet), 2469 nucleotides long. Its product is annotated as ras-related protein rab7. The coding region runs from base 337 to 960 and encodes 207 amino acids. Gene Ontology annotation, molecular function: GTPase activity; GTP binding. Gene Ontology annotation, cellular component: late endosome; phagocytic vesicle; lysosome. The record is from RefSeq and is a predicted model, not a curated record. Gene Ontology annotation, biological process: endosome to lysosome transport; phagosome-lysosome fusion. The transcript is spliced from 6 exons. Lineage: Eukaryota; Metazoa; Chordata; Actinopteri; Mugiliformes; Mugilidae.